This is a messenger RNA of Psylliodes chrysocephalus, 2703 nucleotides long. Lineage: Eukaryota; Metazoa; Arthropoda; Insecta; Coleoptera; Chrysomelidae. The record is from the annotation of a GenBank genome assembly.
AUGGCGAUGUAUUUUAAUGAUAAUGAAUGUGCAAGAGUGCUUAAAGUUCCUAUCGUACACAUGGAUGCGGUCGUUGGAGAUCCCGUCUAUCUUCCAUGCGAUAUAUCCACGGUGGAGCCUGGCGAUCAGGUGUUGUUAGUGUUGUGGUAUAGAGAGGAUUUAGGAACGCCCAUAUACAGCGUUGAUGCCCGCGAACGAGAAUUCAGCAUGGCUGAGCGAUGGUCGGACGAAAACGUUUUCGCCAACCGGGCUUACUUCAUGCCCGAGAAACAGCCCGCAGAAUUGGGAGUGGAUCAUAUCAGAGAGGCUGAUCAGGCUGUUUAUCGUUGCAGGGUCGACUUUAAGAUCGCGCAGACGAAAAACAGCAGAGUUAAUCUUACAGUGAUCGUUCCUCCACAGAAGAUCGUGAUCCACGAUGAGACUGGAAAGACGCUUACUACAGUCUUGGGACCCUACCCUGAAGGAGCGUCCUUUGUGUUACGGUGCGAUGUUUCAGGAGCCAAACCACCACCAAUAGUAACGUGGUAUCGAGAAGAUAGCUCCAGUGAAAGCCUCAUGUUAGAUGAACGAGAGAGGAUACAGACGCGCAUACCUUUGAGUAAUGUGAGCACAACAAUGGGAACAGGUAGCUCGACUUUUGUACGAAAUGAGCUGAGGGUAUCAGGGUUGGGAAGAAAUGAUGUUGGAAAGGUGCUGGUCUGCCAAGCGAAUAAUAAUCCAAAAACACAAGCCCUAACUGCUUCGUUGACCAUUGAUAUGAACUUCGGUCCAUUGGAUGUAAAAAUUUUGGGAUCCAAUCAACCCUUGUCAGCUGGAAGACGCUACGAUUUACUAUGUCAAAGUAGCGGGUCCCGACCUCCUGCCAGCAUUACAUGGUGGAAAAGCGGGCAAAGAUUCGAGAGGACGAAUCACACGACUUCGAAAGAUGGAAACACGUCAAUCAACACGUUGGCAUUCGUUCCAAAAAAGGAAGAUGAUGGAAAAUACCUUUCAUGUAAAGCUGAAAACAAAGCCAUUCCAUCAGUGGUGUUGGAAGAUGGAUGGAAGUUGGAAAUACAUUAUACUCCAGAGGCGAAAAUUCUCCUGGGCACAUCCUUGAAUCCUCAUAUCAUCAGAGAGGGUACUGACGUUUACUUUGACUGUAUCCUUAAUGCCCAUCCUUCGGUCUACAAGGUGGAAUGGAGACAUAACGGGAAACUUCUCAAUAUAAACGUGAACGCAGGUAUCAUUAUCAGCAACCAAAGUUUGGUCCUUCAAGGAGUAUCGCGAGCAACAGCUGGCAACUACACGUGUGUAGGAUAUAAUACGGAGGGAGAUGGCGAGAGUAAUCCGUUUUAUCUCAAUGUUUUAUAUGCACCUAGCUGCAAACCAAAUCAAACGAGAAUCUAUGGAGUAGCAAAACAAGAAAGAGCUCAAAUUAGUUGUCAUGUUGACGCUAAUCCUCCAGAUGUUCAAUUCAGAUGGACUUUCAACAAUUCGGCGGAUUCCGUUGAUGUCAGCCAAUCCUAUAUUGCCCGAAGUGGAACAUCAAGCGUGGUGUCCUAUACACCAAUGACCGAGCUAGAUUAUGGAACGUUGCUGUGUUUCGCUUCCAAUAGGAUAGGAAUUCAGAGGACACCUUGUGUUUUUCAUAUAAUAGCCGCAGGUCGACCGGAUCAAGUUCACAACUGCACCGUUCUGAAUAUUUCAAUGACGUCAUUUAACAUACGAUGUUCGGAAGGAUUUAAUGGAGGUUUGCCACAGUCUUUUCUUCUUGAGAUUCGUGAAAGUCAAUCUCAGGAUUUAAAAAACAACUUAACCUCCCCAGUGGCACGCUUUACUGUAACAGGACUAGAACCGGGGGCAUUAUAUCACGCAGUUCUGUUUUCGUUUAACGGAAAAGGUCGAAGCGAACCAGCCGUCAUCCAAGCUGCCACUUUGCGUUUACCAGAAAAACAACUCACAGCAGAAAAAGAGGGAAGUCGAUCGCCAGCUUUCCAAUUCACUCCAAUGAUGAGCAUUCUGAUUGGAGUGGUGUCUGCAUUAUUGAUCGUUGCACUGGUCGUCAUUAUGGUACUCCGGAUGCAGUGCACCCAUCAUAACGAUAUGCGAAUAAAAGGACACAAGGGUACUGCAGCAGCGGUCAGUAGGUCGAAUUUAGACCAUAGAGGAUCAGGAAGCCUUCCUACUUUAAGUGACAAAGGAGGUGGUAGCCCGAUAUCAAAACACGAUUCAAGUGCAGGCGAAUGUGACAGUGACGAAAAGAAUCCAGAUAUAAUUCCUCAAGCUUUAGAUGACGAUGAAGGUUCAGAGUACUCUAGAAAACGACAACACAUUUCUACAAUAGAAACAUCACCCAAUCGUACGCUACAGCACCAACCAGGAAAUUCGAAUUAUAUGGGAUUUUGCACUCUUAGAAACGGAAUGCCUUCACAUGAUUUGUCAGCUCAGCAAAAACUGUUGCCAGGUCCUCCACAAAUGAUAACUCCUUUCGCAUCUUGUACACUGCCCAGACAACCACCUCAACAGUGGCUCUACGGCCCCAUGAGUCACUUACCCCCAGGAGUGUAUCCAGUGGCGUAUCGGACAGGACCGCAUCCGCCGCAGAGGCAACAUCCGCAGACGAGGGAACCGCCAAUAGCUCUACAGCCCUUGUCGACGACUGAGGAGGAACCCUCCGCCGAAACACCGCUAGUGCCAAACAAAAGAGAAAGUACCGUCUGA